GCCGCUGCAUUUGGGAUCCAAGUGGCCGGGACACGCUACCGUUAGCUGUGUGUGUCUUGGCUGAAUCCUCAUGAGGACCUUUGUGGUCUACGUGUGCUGAGUCCUGCAACGACAGAACAGGCUGAACCGAGCGGUCUGAAAUGGGACGGUCUGACCUACAUGGGGACAUCAGCCUUUUCUCGGCCGCUCCCGUUGCCUAGCAACCUGAUGCGCUUGACAGUCAAAGGGUGGACUCAGUGCUACAGCAGAGUUGCAGCUAAAGGGACGUUUACGGCAACGAAUGAUGAGCAGGCUUAUGAGGAUGCAGCCGACCUAUUGAGACGCAGCUAUAGCUGCUGUAUCCGGGAGAACACAGCCGUGGAAACGAUGAAGUGGACCAUUAAGUGGCUGCCUCAUCCAGUUAAAAACAUUGGUGCUCACGUACCAUGCUGUGAAUGGAUGGGGUCCAGUCUACAUCCAGGACAUGGUCAAACCCUCCAUCCCAACAUCAAGCUGCUUGUUCCUCCCUCACUGAGAGCAAAACACUCGACUAGAUCACCACUCUUUGCUGUCCUGCUCCUAAAUGGUGGAAGGAGCUCUGUGAUGACAUCAGGACCACAGAGAGCCUUUACAUCUUCAGACUAAAGACACACCUCUUCAGACUAUACCUCCACUAACAAACUGUAGCACUUAAAUAAUAUGUGUUGCCGUAUAUAUACACACACACACAUUAUUUAAGUGCUACACAAACUCGUGUCAGGUAAAUGACAUGCAAUGUAUUUUUAACUUUACAGUCAUUGUUUGUUUUUUCCCACCAAAUGCUCUUUAAUACAGAGCCAUAAAAAGCCAUUAUUUACAAUAUUGUACACUGUUUAUAUUAACAUAUUUUUUCCCUUGUGACAUUGCUGCAGCCUACUGAUCGGAGAGAGGCCAGCACUGGGAGUUGUGGGAAGUGAAGUCUUGUCUCACUAUGUUGUCUUCUUUCGAAGGCAAGCUGUCGCGGAAUGAGUGUGAUAAGAAAGCAGUGAUUUGCAUUGAGGGGAACAUUGCCAGUGGGAAGACGACGUGUCUGAAGUAUUUUGAAAACACUAGCAAUAUUGAGGUCCUUACAGAGCCAGUCUCUAAAUGGAGGAAUGUCCGUGGACACAACCCUCUGGCUUUGAUGUACCAAGAUCCUGAGCGCUGGGGCAUCACACUGCAGACAUAUGUCCAACUCACCAUGCUGGAUACACACCUGGCAGCCAUGACAGCCCCUGUUAGGAUGAUUGAGAGAUCCCUCUUCAGUGCCAAGUGCAUCUUUGUGGAAAAUCUCUUCAGAAGCGGAAAAAUGCCUGAGGUGGACUAUGCUGUGCUCAGCGAGUGGUUCGAUUGGAUCACAGCAAACAUUUCCCUUCCUGUUGAUCUGAUUGUCUACCUGAGGACAUCUCCUCAGACCUGCCACGAUAGGUUAAAGCAGAGAUGCAGAGAAGAAGAGAAGGUCAUUCCAUUGGAGUAUCUGGAGUCCGUCCACGAGCUGUAUGAGGACUGGCUCAUCAAGCAGAGCUCUUCUCCUCUACCUGCUCCUGUGCUGGUGAUUCCUGCUGACCAUGACCUCCAGAAGAUGUUGCACCAGUACGAGGAAAACCGUGACAAGAUAUUAGCUGCAAGCCGUCUCUAAGCACACUCACAGGAUUCUACGUUGGAACCAGACAUCAAUUCCUCUUCUUGUUAAAUGUACUUUUGGGUCUACAGGAUGCUUCAGAAAAAUAAUAUCUGCUCAAAAUAACACAUUUGUAUAGGGACUCGGAGGGAAUUUUAUACUUAAGGGGUGAAAGUUCUUUUUAAUGAAGGUUACUUUAUUCUCUGUUUGCAUGUGUAAUCUAAUUGUUUGAUGUUAAGGAUUUUCUGCUCUUUUGUGUCGCUACAGAAUUAACUUUCCGAUGUUUUGAUCAGGGGGAAUGUGGCACUUGUUUACAAUUCCUAAAUGUAGAGUUGAUAUUAAGAUGGACCAUUGAUUAUAACCACCGCCAGGACCAUAGCAAAUACGUUCCUUUUCAUCAAGUGCACUGGUUUUCAUUACUACACAAAUGUUGUCUUUUAAGCAAAUUAAAAAUGAUUGGACACGAUGCUUUCAUCCCAAUGGUGCUGAAACUAUACAAGGAUGCCCUGGUGUCCUUUUGGAGCUGACCUGUGCGUUUUCUUAUGUUGACGUGUCAGUGACACCUGUCCAUCUGUCACUAAUGUUCACACACUGUAGUCAUAGCAACGAUUGCCCCAGGACAUUGAUAGAUGUUUGAGCCUUGAAUUACUUGAGUGAUAUAUAUGCAAUAUAUAUUGUGUGUGCACAAGUUUUAUUUAAGAUUGUAAUAUUGAAAUAUAUCCAAAAUAAUAAACCUUAAACUUCAUUAUUUUACGAAACUAACCGUG
Pungitius pungitius (ninespine stickleback) is the source of this 2385-nucleotide messenger RNA. RefSeq names its product thymidine kinase 2 (gene tk2). Lineage: Eukaryota; Metazoa; Chordata; Actinopteri; Perciformes; Gasterosteidae. Gene Ontology annotation, biological process: nucleobase-containing compound metabolic process. The record is from RefSeq and is a predicted model, not a curated record. Gene Ontology annotation, molecular function: ATP binding; deoxynucleoside kinase activity. The transcript is spliced from 10 exons. Gene Ontology annotation, cellular component: cytoplasm. The coding region runs from base 950 to 1636 and encodes 228 amino acids.